UCGAUGAAAGCGGUCGCGGGCGCCGGGGACAAGUCGCAUGUAGGGCGCACCGGAAGUGCUGGUUUUUUAUCGACAGCCACACCCACUUGUUGCGUCGCGUUGCAGUGCGUUUAUGUUUCAGUGUGAGCCAAGUGUAGCAGCUUCGAGAAGUAUUGCUCCUGAGAACUGCUUUUGAAUACGUGUUCAACAACAUGCAUGUUUUACUGGAUAUUUUUGUGUAUGUCUUAGCUCAGCUGCUGGCUGUACAUGACAACAGGUGAGCCCAAGACUGCUGCUCAGCGGUAGAGGAAAUCACCUGCAAGAGAUGGUGUAAAUUCGGCAAAUUACUUGUAGACAAGCUGGGAGGAACGUGUUGAAGUGAUCCGGUGCCUGUGCUUUCAGUGUGCUUUGUUCGUGUGAUAGUAGUGACCUUCGUAUCUAUUAAUUUUUUAUUUCCGAGUAUUCGCUUGCAAGUUCCGUCAGAUGCGCUCGGCUUAUUAGCAACUCAGUAGUACAUGUGACCUGGCUGUGUGUAGACUGUCAGCUGUCGUUUGACGUUACGUACCUGUUUACAUGCGAGCAUAUUAUUUACGCAGCUAGUAGAUCUCAAGUCUGUGAAUAGUUACUAGCGCUGUUGUUUGCACAGAACUAGGUAAUAGCCCGAAACAAGACAUAGACGAAGAGGAAGUCUCUUGAAGAUUGAAUUAGCGCUGUAUCUCUAAAGGACAAUGGACUGUUCUUGCGGUUAAGAGUAACGGUAAAAAUAACAUGAAAAAUUUUGCUACUCAUGAGGGGAAGUUGUAAAGGUGUGCAGCUGGGUGACACCAUACCGUUGGAGUGAUGCCUUUUCCGAGUACACUUUACAAAAUAGUGUUCUCUCAUAAUGGAACUGCGGCGAACUGAGGAUUGCGGACGACAUCUUUAAUGACAAUGGCACACGAUGACCAGACGAGAGACCCGGAUGAGCGAGGGAACGCGUUGUCGAAGGCCGACGCGUUCUCGCUGUCCUCGUUCGGCUCCAACAGCAGCGAGGAGGGCAGCCUGGUGACAGAUGGGGAAGAGGAGGAGGACAAGGGCGGACACGUCAACCUGGUGAUGAGCGAGCUGCUCAACCAGCCGCCACCCUCCAGCGUCAACAUAACCAACUCGUCGGACGUCCGCAUCGGUCCGAGCCUCCACUACAAUGGCCCCGUCACCAUUAACCAGUUCCUCAACUUGCAGCAGCAGGGUGCGCUUGGAGCCGAAGACACUCCUCUGCCGCUGGAUGGAACAGGGAAAGGCGUUCUGACCGGCGUCGCAUCCUCGGGAACCGCCGGCAGUGCAGAAGUGAGCAAGCGCUCUGGCGGCGAUGGCGCUGGCGGCAGAGGUGCGCUCUGGUGGCGGCGUCCCAAAGUGCUUGCGGCAGCAGGAGUGUUCGUAGUGUUCGUGGCCGGCGCCGUGACGGCCGUGGCGCUGCUGUGGCCCUCCUCGAGAGUUCGGUCGGCCACCUCCACUCCCAUCACCUCCAGUCGGAACGCUAUGGCGACCCAGAGGAACUACGUCAUCCCCACAGUGCCACCGCAGAACCCGGAACUGGUGCUGAAGAACGGACAGCGUAUCAUUCCCAGGUCCCUGUGGAGCAGUGGCGUGGACCCCAUCUUCACCAUCCCUCUGCAUCACCCGACACCCUACGUGGUCAUCGGACACACCGCGGGCGCGCCCUGCGAAGGUGAAGAGGAGUGCUUCAGCAAGUUGCGCGACUAUCGCGACGAAAAUUACGUAGAGUGGGGCGAGCCCGACAUCUCGUACAACUUCCUAAUAGACGUGGAAGGCAACAUUUACGAGGGCCGCGGCUGGGACGCCGCCAACAACUACGACAGGGAGUGGGUGUUGCGCUGCAACCUCGCCGUGACCUUCCUGGGCAACUUCUCGCGCGACAACGCGACGGAGGCGAUGGCGCGCUCGCUGCAGCUGCUGCUGGAGCUGGGCGUGUCCCUGGGCAAGCUGGACAGUGAGUACCGGCUGCUGGCGCACAAUCAGGUGGCCAGCACUCUGAGCCCGGGGCCCAACGUGCUCAAGCUCAUCGAGUCCUGGCCGCACCGCUGCUUGCAGCUCUGCAGCGCCGGCAUGCAGUGCAUCCGAGCAAACUCGACGGAAGUCAGCACGACAGCGUCGAGCACCAACGAAAGUGGGGAAAGUUUCAAAAGGAACUAAAAAAUAUUGUAAUUUAACCUCAAAGACGUUGUUGUUGUGGUCUUCAGUCCUGAGACUGGUUUGAUGCAGCUCUCCAUGCUACCCUAUCUUAUGCAAGCUUCUUCGUCUCCCAGUACCUACUGCAGCCUACACCCUUCUGAAUUUGCUUAGUGUAUUCAUCUCUUGGUCUCCCUCUACGAUUUUUACCCUCCACGCUGCCCUCCAAUACUAAAUUUGUGAUCCCUUGAUGCCUCAGAACAUGUCCUACUAACCGGUCCCUUCUUUUUGUCAAGUUGAGCCACAUACUCCUCUUCUCCCCAAUUCUAUUCAAUACUUCAUCGUUAGUUACGUGAUCUACCCAUCUAAUCUUCAGCAUUCUCCUGUAGCACCACAUUUCGAAAUCUUCUAUUCUCUUCUUGUCCAAACUAUUUAUCGUCCAUGUUUCACUUCCAUACAUGGCUACACUCCAUACAAAUACUUUCAGAAACGACUUCCUGACACUUAAAUCUAUACUCGAUGUUAAUAAAUUUCUCUUCUUCAGAAUCGCUUUCCUUGCCAUUGCCAGUCUACAUGUUAUAUCUUCUCUAUUUCGACCAUCAUCAGUUAUUUUGCUCCCCAAAUAGCAAAACUCCUUUACUACUUUAAGUGCCUCAUUUCCUAAUCUAAUUCCCUCAGCAUUACCCGACUUAAUUCGACUACAUUCCAUUAUCCUCGUUUUGCUUUUGUUGAUGUUCAUCUUAUAUCCUCCUUUCAAGACACUGUCCAUUCCGUUCAACUGCUCUUCCAAGUCCUUUGCUGUCUCUGACAGAAUUACAAUGUCAUCGGCGAACCUCAAAGUUUUUAUUUCUGCUCCAUGGAUUUUAAUACCUACUCCAAAUUUUUCUUUUGUUUCCUUUACUGCUUGCUCAAUAUACAGAUUGAAUAACGUCGGGGAGAGGCUACAACCCUGUCUCACUCCCUUCCCAACCACUGCUUCCCUUUCAUGCCCCUCGACUCUGAUAACUGCCAUCUGGUUUCUGUACAAAUUGUAAAUAGCCUUUCGCUCUCUGUAUUUUACCCCUGCCACCUUCAGAAUUUGAAAGAGAGUAUUCCAGUCAACAUUGUCAAACGCUUUCUCUAGGUCUACAAAUGCUAGAAACGUAGGUUUGCCUUUCUUUCUUCUAAGAUAAGUCGUAAGGUCAGUAUUGCCUCACGUGUUCUAAUAUUUCUACGGAAUCCAAACUGAUCUUCCCCGAGGUCGGCUUCUACUAGUUUUUCCAUUCGUCUGUAAAGAAUUCGCGUUAGUAUUUUGCAGCUGUGACUUAUUAAACUGAUAGUUCGGUAAUUUUCACAUCUGUUAACACCUGCUUUCUUUGGGAUUGGAAUUGUUAUAUUCUUCUUGAAGUCUGAAGGUAUUUCGCCUGUCUCAUACAUCUUGCUCACCAAAUGGUAGAGUUUUGUCAGGACUGGCUUUCCCAAGGCCGUCAGUAGUUCUAAUGGAAUAUUGUCUACUCCCGGGGCCUUGUUUCGAAUCAGGUCUUUCAGUGCUCUGUCAAACUCUUCACGCAGUAUCGUAUCUUCCAUUUCAUCUUCAUCUACAUCAUCUCCCAUUUCCAUAAUAUUGUCUUCAAGUACAUCGCCCUUGUAUAAACCCUCUAUAUACUCCUUCCACCUUUCUGCUUUCCCUUCUUUGCUUAGAACUGGGUUUCCAUCUGAGCUCUUGAUAUUCAUACAAGUGGUUCUCUUUUCUCCAAAGGUGUGUUUAAUUUUCCUGUAGGCAGUAUCUAUCUUACCCCUAGUGAGAUAAGCCUCUACAUCCUUACAUUUGUCCUCUAGCCAUCCCUGCUUAGCCAGUUUGCACUUCCUGUCGAUCUCAUUUUUGAGACGUCUGUAUUCCUUUUUGCCUGCUUCAUUUACUGCAUUUUUAUAUUUUCUCCUUUCGUCAAUUAAGUUCAAUAUUUCUUCUGUUACCCAAGGAGUUCUACUAGCUCUCGUCUUUUUACCUACUUGACCCUCUGCUGCCUUCACUACUUCAUUUCUCAGAGCUACCCAUUCUUCUUCUACUGUACUUCUUUGCCCCAUUCCUGUCAAUUGUUCCCUUAUGCACUCCCCGAAAUUCUGUACAACCUCUGGUUCUUUCAGUUUAUCCAGGUCCCAUCUCCUUAAAUUCCCACCUUCCCUUCUCAAAGAUACAAGAAGAAAACUUGUUCGACUGUCAUACUAGAGGAAUACUCUGAAAAACUGUUUUAUCCUUGAUAGACAAAGGACUGAUUUUGAGAUUCUUUUAUUACGUCGAGUAUUAACUGUAACAACUAUAACGGCUUCUGACAUCAAAUAUAACAGUUGUGAUACUAAAUGGGACACUUAUGUCACUAAUUGUAACUGGGUUUUCUCUUUUGAUGCUGUCAAUUGUCAGGAUGAGCAUUCUAAAGCGUUCUGUCAGGGUUAAAAUAUUAAAUAAAUUAACUUUUCUCUCUUACAACAUGUGGGCAGGGUGGGUUCUUCCUUGGCUCGGGUAUGAGGUCGAAUGAAACAUCAUUUUUACCUAAGAAUAACUUUUAUUGAAGAUUUGUACAACUGUAUCUUACGGAAUAUUCUGGUUCGGAGAGCGGCAGCUGUGUCGUUUGUGAAGUAUUCUGCUGCGGCAGCGGCGGCGGCGGCGGCGGCGGCGGCGGCGGCGGCGUCUGAUUACGCGUAGCGGUGUGUAUCUCGUGUCGCUGUCUCGCUCAGUUGACUGGAGAAGCGCAGCGCGAGGUGGCCCGUUUAAUUAUUGCGAGCGAAAUCGUGCAUCGGAUGAUACCUUGGGUGUGGCGUCCCAGUGUUUCUCUUCUCUAAGCGGCCGCGUGUGUUGUGCGUCGGCCAGCGGAGCGGCGCGGCGGGGCAAGGUCAGUGUCCCGGACUCGAACCACGGACUCCCGCUUGCCAGUCUUCGGCUGUCAGGUCUUCAUCCCAGCUCACAGGUGACUGCUGAUGUGAGGCCGUCUCCUUCCCGUCCUCACGAGUCACCCGGGUAUGUAAAAAUCAGACUUCAAAUACCUUUUAACUUCUGUCUUCUGGCGCCGCGGCUUCUGGUUGCUAUUCCAUUACAGCGGCGGACUUGGUUCGUCUGUGCAUGAUGCAGACUCUUCUUACAUGACGGUCUUCAGCACCGAAACUGACUGAAAACUACUGCUACGCUUCCUCGUCUUCUUCGUCUCUCGUCUCCGUCUCCGUCUUCGACUCCGUCUUCAUCUGUCUUCAUCUGACUUCCUCUGACUUCAUCUGUCUGGCCCACUGCGUCUCGCGUAUUUAUUCACUUCAGUUUACUGGAGGUGAACGACUUCACGGUCAUUGCCUCGUCUGUCACGUUAAAAAGCUUCUCGAAGAAUCUUCUUAACGUCGGUCGUUGGCUCUUGGAAUGUAGGCGAGGGCCUUUGAUCACACGUGACGGCUGAGAAACACGUGAGCCGGUCAUUGCCUCUUCUGUCACGUUGAAAAGCUUCUCGAAGAAUCUUCUUAACGUCGGUCAUUGGCUCUUGGGAUGUAGGCGAGGGCCUUUGCUCACAUACGACAACUGAGAAACACGUGAGCCGGUCGGGCGAUGCCCUGACGGCUGAAUCGACAGCGCCCGCUUAUGUGGAAGUUGCUGACUUCAUGGUCAUUGUGUCCUCUGUUCCGCCGUUCGGCCCGCUGUUUGCGAGUAUGUAACUCUCUAAACUAAACCAAGUUUUUCAUUUAUAUCCUAAUUUCUAGUUCACUUUGAUUUCACUAAUUUAUUUACUUAAGUACCACUCAACAUAACUACUUGUUGUUCUGAUGUGCUGGCGUAAAGACGUACUGUAUAAUUUCAUGUCUAUGUGUGUGUUAAAUGAAGGUGGUAAAUGAUGAAAAA
Molecule: messenger RNA, 6001 nt
Organism: Schistocerca nitens (vagrant locust)
Lineage: Eukaryota; Metazoa; Arthropoda; Insecta; Orthoptera; Acrididae
Product: peptidoglycan-recognition protein LA-like
Exons: 3
Coding region: 904-2172 (422 amino acids)
Biological process (GO): peptidoglycan catabolic process
Molecular function (GO): N-acetylmuramoyl-L-alanine amidase activity; zinc ion binding
Source: RefSeq, a predicted model, not a curated record